Messenger RNA from Bombyx mandarina (wild silkworm), 1639 nucleotides. It is a transcript of the gene Alr, whose product is annotated as Evr1_Alr domain-containing protein Alr. NCBI's taxonomy places the organism in Eukaryota, Metazoa, Arthropoda, Insecta, Lepidoptera, Bombycidae. Gene Ontology annotation, molecular function: flavin-dependent sulfhydryl oxidase activity; flavin adenine dinucleotide binding. The record is from RefSeq and is a predicted model, not a curated record. Gene Ontology annotation, cellular component: mitochondrion.
UUGGCCCUAAAAAGAAAACAUUCAGAUUUUUUUUGAAAACUGAUAAAAUAAAAUGUGGUACAUGGAUAUUUAAUUUGACAAAUUAUUCUGUCAUAUGUUAAAAGAUAUUACACUAUUUUUAUGCCAGGAAAAUACUUCUCGGCAAGUUACGUUAUUACACAACAUAAUUUGUAUUUUUAUGAGUAUUUCUGCAAUAAAUAAGUACAAAAAUGCCUCCACACCACGAGGAAGAAGAAGAUAAACCUUGUAGAGCAUGUUCGGAUUUCAAAACUUGGGCGAAACUACAAAACAAAGGUUCAAAAACCGCGCCGACCAAACCGCCUCCUCCUCAAUCAAAGGAAUGCCCUCUAGAUAAAGAAGAAUUAGGCAAAUCUACAUGGGGUUUCCUCCACUCGAUGGCUUCAUAUUUUCCUGACAAGCCAACUAAAUUACAAUCGGAAAAUAUGUCACGAUUCUUUAAUAUUUUUGCCCAAUUCUAUCCAUGUGAACCAUGUUCUUUGGACUUUCUGGAUGACAUACAAAAGAACCCACCAAAGACAAAAUCAAGGGAUGAACUAGCAAAAUGGCUCUGUGAGAGACACAAUACUGUGAAUGUAAAACUUGGAAAACCAUUAUUUGACUGUAGCAAAAUUCACGAGAGGUGGAGAGAUGGGUGGAAAGAUGGCUCCUGUGAUUAAUAAUAAAUUAGGAUAAAACUAGUAUUUACUGACUUGGGGAACAAAUAUUAAUUUUGCCCUCAAGUUGAAUAUAAGGAAACGUCAUUAGCAUUUCUGUAGUAAAAAAGAAAGUCUUGAAUUUUUUUAGAUUUGUUCAUUCAAAUAAUACUGUUUAUUACUGUGGAGAAAUACAUGUUCAUCUGGUAGUUAGUGAGAUUAUUUCAAUGUUAAGAUGUUUUUGUGAUGUUUAUAGUGAAUUUUUACAUUUUAAUAAAAAUGAAAUAUUUAUUUGUAAAAUACAUUUUUGUUCUGGUUUAUUGGUAUUUAAUAUAAAAAAACCUUCGUUAUUCAAUAUAAUAUAAUUAUAAGGCUUGUAUCCUACACUUCUACUUUCACCACUGUAAGGCACAAUUCCCUCAUAAAUUUUAGUAAUGCAACAUAGUCAAAUUGCAACAAGGUUAUAUAGCUAUAUAUAAAUUCUUAUUGAAGACCACUAAUAUCUGUUACAGUAUAAUUAAUGCAAAAAGUGAAAAAUACAAAAAUGAUAUCUAUGUUAAAAGCCACUGUAUAAAAUUCAAUUAUAAAUUCACAAACUAGCAUAUUGAAAAAUGAGCUACACAGCCACCAGCCGUAUUCUGCUUCCCUUUUGUCCACCUGAUUGCUGGAUGCCUCGAGGGGCCAUUCCAGCUUCACCGGUUUGGUGGGUGAGUUUACAGAACUUGCUAACACUAGCCUUAGCAAGAUGCCUUUGCUGAAUCUACCACCCGAUCCCAAUCGUGACUCACUGGGAAGAUCUGCCGAGAAAUUUUGUACUGUCUGUUAAGUUGUACGUUAAGCCCUUCGUCACAUUCCACGAGAAUGGUGACAGCAGCUUGGGGUGCUAAAAAUCACCAAGAGUGUUGUAUACAGUGAACUCAAAGCCAAAUAGUGGGGCUGUAAAUUCAAACAAGGUAUUUUAUUUUUUAUUUAUUUCAUUUACUUUA